Trichogramma pretiosum is the source of this 1153-nucleotide messenger RNA. RefSeq names its product thioredoxin-like protein 4A (gene Dim1). Bases 199 to 627 code for a protein of 142 amino acids. The transcript is spliced from 2 exons. The record is from RefSeq and is a predicted model, not a curated record. Lineage: Eukaryota; Metazoa; Arthropoda; Insecta; Hymenoptera; Trichogrammatidae. Gene Ontology annotation, cellular component: U4/U6 x U5 tri-snRNP complex; spliceosomal complex; U5 snRNP. Gene Ontology annotation, biological process: mRNA splicing, via spliceosome.
AUAAUAUAUAGCUAACGUAUUCUUAUGUAGUCUAUACUGUUGCAGCAGUAGCGAUCAGUAUUAUAGAGUAAGACACUCAGCGUCGUCGGGUAACCAAGUUGUACAUCAGUAUAGUCAUCGCUCGUGGUCUGCUCGCAUUAACUUAAAAUCAAGAGCUCUUUUUUACUAACAGACUGAUAAAAUAAUACAAACGUCAACAUGUCGUAUAUGUUAGCGCAUCUUCACAACGGCUGGCAAGUGGACCAGGCGAUUUUGUCGGAAGAGGACCGUGUUGUCGUUAUAAGAUUUGGCCAUGAUUGGGAUCCCAUGUGUAUGAAAAUGGACGAAGUUUUAUACAAUAUAGCUGAAAAAGUUAAAAACUUCGCUGUUAUUUAUUUAGUGGACAUUACUCAAGUGCCGGAUUUUAACAAAAUGUACGAAUUGUAUGAUCCAUGUACAGUUAUGUUUUUCUUCAGAAAUAAGCAUAUUAUGAUCGAUUUGGGAACUGGCAACAACAAUAAAAUUAAUUGGACUCUAGAAGAUAAGCAAGAAAUGAUCGAUAUUAUAGAAACAGUGUAUCGAGGUGCAAGGAAAGGUAGAGGGUUAGUGGUUUCCCCAAAAGAUUAUUCCACCAAGUACAGAUAUUAAUUAUAUUUAUUUAUAUUUGAUGCUUGUUUGGUAUUUACAAGAAACUACUAUCCAAAAACCAUUGAGAAUCAUGGUAAAAAUUUAUACAAUUGCAGAACUACAAUUUAGUUUAAUAAUAGGUAGUUAUUUUUGAUAAAGAUUGUUCUAAAUUUUAGAAAAUCAGUUUAUUCUUGUUUAUAGAACUAUGUUUUCUGAACUUCUGAUUUUGAUUCCGAUGUGAAAUUAUAAUUUCAAAAGUAUAACAAAACUUGAAGUAGUAUUUAUCACAAAUAUUAUCAAUGGCAAAUGGAUAAUUGCCUAUACAAAGUUAUUCAAUAUAGCAUGUAUAGCUACUUUAAUAGCUAAAAAUAUGUACAUAAAAAUUUUAAGAUAUUGUAAUAUUAGGUAAAUAUAUAUACAAAAAUAUCAGAUACAUGUAUUAUUUUAGUUUUGAGAAACAAUCAAGAAUUGUCUGAUGAAAUGUAUAAGUAUAAGAAUUCCUUUAAGCACAUUGAUAAAUCAAUAAAUAUUUUUAAUUAUUUAAGUA